CAGUGUCUCUAAAAUGUCUAAUAGAAAUCAUUAAAUCUGGAUUAGUUAGAUCUAGACGCUAGAGAAGUUGGAUUAGAAGCCUAAUGAGUAUUGUUUGUGUGAAAAAGGAAAUCUCUUAGUUCAUGAAAAUCCUUAGUCGCCUUAGAUCUAGCUUUAAAGAUGACUUUCUCAGCCAACCCCAGUAAAAUAUUUGCUGGUUACAGAGCUUUAGGAUUUGUCAGCAACCAUGUUCCUCUUGCCACACGCUAUCACAAAAGGCACAAAGAGAAUUACAUUGUUACUUGUGUGGGACGCUCAUUUCAUGUUUACAAUACAAGCAGGUUGGGCAUAGUUGCAGUCAGUGACAUUCACCCUGAUGAUAUCAGUGCUGUUGCCACAGACUUCCGCUAUGUAUAUACUGCUGCUGGCAAAAACAUUUUCUCCGUUGCUAGGAACAGAAAAAUAGAAAAGACUUUUGAAGGUCAUGCUGCAGAAGUGCAUUUAUUGCUUCCCUUUGGUCAUCAUUUGAUAUCAGUAGAUGUGGAUGGAUUUCUUAUAGUUUGGGAUCUUGGCGCAGGAAAACCUUAUCUCCAAACUAAGUUUGAUCCAGAAAGCUUCUCAGUUACUGCCGUAGCCCAUCCUCACACGUACAUGAACAAAGUACUUUUAGGAAGUGAACAGGGAACUCUUCAGCUGUGGAACAUCAACACCAAUAAAUUGAUUUACUCUUUUGAUGGAUGGGGUGUCAGCAUCACUGUCAUACAGCAGUCCACAGCUGUUGAUGUGAUGGCUAUUGGUCUUGCAGAUGGGCAAGUUAUUCUUCAUAACCUGGCAGUGGACAAAACUGUGGUGAAGUUCAAGCAGGACUUUGGUCCAGUCACAGCUAUUAGCUUUAGAACAGAUGGUCAUCCCAUGAUGCUGACAGGCAGUGCAGCUGGUCAUAUAGCCUUGUGGGACUUGGAAAACAGGAAACUGCACAGCUAUUUGAAAGAUGCUCACUACUCAUCAGUGACUGGCCUUCAGUGUCUGCCUUCAGAGCCUUUAAUGGUUACCUGUGCUGCUGACAACUCUCUUAAGGUGUGGAUAUUUGAUCUUGCUGAUGGUGGAGCUAGACUGCUGAGACUCAGAGAAGGUCACAGUGCUCCUCCAUCAUUCAUCAGAUUUUAUGGCACUGAUGGUCAAAAUAUUCUUACAGCAGGUCAAGAUAGCACAGUCAGGUCAUUCUCAACAGUUCAUGACAAAAACAACAAAAAUUUAGGUCGAGCGUCCUACUUCAAGAAGGCGUCAAAGAGAGCAGGACUUAAGUUGGACAAAUACAAAAUGCCGCCAGUUGUCCGCUUUGCUGCAGAACAAAGUCGAGAAAGUGACUGGGAUAACAUCUUGGCGUGUCACAGAUCUUUGAACCUGGUGUCAACUUGGAGUUACCAGCGAACAACUAUGGGCAAACACAUGAUUUCCCACCCAAGGUUCAGCACUGAUGUGUCAGAGCAUUCCAUCACAGCUACUGCUGUAGAUAUCAGUGCUUGUGGUAACUUUGGUUUUAUCGGCUACAGUACAGGUCAUGUAGAUAUAUACAACAUGCAGUCUGGUCAGCACAGGGGAUCUUUUGGAGAGGAAACAGCUCAUGAUUGUACAGUAAGAGGAGUUUCUGUUGAUGCACUCAACCAAAAGGUCAUUACCGCUGGUGCUGAUGGAACUCUUUCUUUUUGGAAGUUUAAGACUAAAGAGCUUCUGGGUACUUUAAAAUUGAAUGCAUUUGUUUCACAGAUUGUGUUACAUAGAGAUAGCUCAAUGCUGGCAGUAGCUUUGGAUGAUUUUACAAUUAGUCUUGUGGAUAUUGACACUAGAAGGGUUGUAAGACAGUUCUCUGGCCACACAUCUUCUAUAACAGACAUGACUUUCCGUGCUGAUGGUAGAUGGCUGCUAACUGCCAGUUUAGAUUGUACAAUACGAACUUGGAAUAUACCAACUGGAAAGCUUAUUGAUGUGUUCCUGCUUCAUUCAGCUGCUACCACAAUAUCAAUGUCACCAUGUGGUACCUUCCUGGCCACUUCCCAUGUUGGAGAUGUUGGUGUGUACCUGUGGUCCAACAAAACACUCUACUCCCAUGUGUCCUUGACCCCUAUUCCUGUAGACUACACACCCAAGCUGGCCCAGCUCCCUAGUACAGUAAUCAGUGACCCAGAAUCUUCUGAAAUGUUGAAUGGGUCUACAGAGGAAGAGGAGUUUGAAGAUGACUACAAGUCACCCGAGCAGAUAGCUAGUGAACUGGUGACCUUAUCAUUGCUGCCGACUUCAAGAUGGUUAAAUUUGUUGAACUUGGAUAUAAUAAAAAUGAGAAAUAAGCCUAAAGAGCCACCUAAAGCCCCCAAAGCAGCACCCUUCUAUUUACCAACCAUAGCAGGACUGCAGCCUUCAUUUGAUGUGUCAAGUCAGUCUACAGAUAACUCCAAGACACAGAGUCACAUUAAGAAGCCUGAACUGGGAUCGUUAUCUGAUCUGGCAAUGCAGCUGCUCAAGGCACAUCAAAACCAUUCAUAUGAGUCGAUAUUGAGCUCAUUGAAAGAGAUGGGUCCAUCUGCCAUUGACAGAGAGAUUCGACUGCUAGGAGACGAGGGAAGCACUGAUGAGGCCAUGCUGUAUUUCAUUGAGUUUAUUGAAGCUACUCUCAAGACCAACAAACAUUUUGAGCUGGCCCAUUCUUAUUUGGCUUUGUUUUUGAAGGUUCAUGGUGACCAGUUAUCCUCUAAACCCCAAUUGGCAUCUGCCCUAGAAAGCCUAACCAACACACAGCUACAUUCCUGGGAUAGGGUCCAGUCUCUCUUACAGAAAUCUUUAGGCAUGGUCAAUUACUUGAGAUCUGCUACUGUUUAAAUAAUAAAAUAUGUAUCAAUAAA
Messenger RNA from Biomphalaria glabrata, 2876 nucleotides. Its product is annotated as WD repeat-containing protein 36-like. The transcript is spliced from 21 exons. Gene Ontology annotation, molecular function: protein binding. The record is from RefSeq and is a predicted model, not a curated record. Gene Ontology annotation, cellular component: small-subunit processome; Pwp2p-containing subcomplex of 90S preribosome. Gene Ontology annotation, biological process: rRNA processing. The coding region runs from base 160 to 2853 and encodes 897 amino acids. NCBI's taxonomy places the organism in Eukaryota, Metazoa, Mollusca, Gastropoda, Planorbidae.